UUUGAAGCCACUUGUGAAGAGGGCAACCUGCCUAAAUUCAUACAUAAAAUUAUUGAAUUUCCUGUCGUUUUACUGAAUACCCAUACCUUAGAGAUUAAAGACACUUUUCAACGAUAUGUGAGGCCAGAGAUGAACACACAACUUUCAGAUUUCUGCAUCAAUCUAACUGGAAUUACUCAGAAUCAGGUGGACAAAGCUGAUACUUUCCCUCAAGUACUAAAAAAAGUUAUUGACUGUAUGAAAUUGAAGGAAUUGGGAACAAAGUAUAAAUAUUGCAUCUUAACGGAUGGUUCAUGGGAUAUGAGUAAGUUCCUGAAUAUUCAGUGCCAGCUAAGCAGGCUCAAAUAUCCACCUUUUGCUAAAAAAUAGAUCAAUAUUCUGAAGUCAUAUGGAAACUUUUAUAAGGUCCCUAGAAGUCAAACAAAAUUGACAAUAAUACUUGAGAAACUGGAAAUGGAUUAUGAUGGGCAACUCCACUGUGGCCUCGAUGACUCUAAGAACAUUGCUCGAAUAGCAGUUCGAAUGCUCCAGGCUGGCUGUGAGCUUCGAAUGAAUGAGAAAAUCCAUGCGGGACAGCUAAUGAGUGUGACUUCCUCAUAUCCCAUAGAGGGCACUCCAGCUCCACAAAUGCCCUAUUCUAUAAAAUAACAGCAGUUUUGUCCCUGGAUUGUUCACAAAGAAGUUGCAAACGCCUAUUUAUGGAAGUUGUUCAGCAAUGCAGAAUGUCAGCAGCACCUUCCACAUCUAAAUUUUAACUAUGGUUGUAGUUAUACCUGUGAGGGGGUGCAGACUCUGUGGUGAGGGCAUAAUUCUUUGUCACCAACACUUUUGAUAUGAGCAGUGUUAGUUACCCA
Suncus etruscus (white-toothed pygmy shrew) is the source of this 854-nucleotide messenger RNA. RefSeq names its product 3'-5' exoribonuclease 1-like. The record is from RefSeq and is a predicted model, not a curated record. Gene Ontology annotation, molecular function: nucleic acid binding; 3'-5'-RNA exonuclease activity. The annotation marks the transcript as partial. The transcript has a single exon. Gene Ontology annotation, cellular component: nucleolus; cytoplasm. Gene Ontology annotation, biological process: exonucleolytic trimming to generate mature 3'-end of 5.8S rRNA from tricistronic rRNA transcript (SSU-rRNA, 5.8S rRNA, LSU-rRNA). Lineage: Eukaryota; Metazoa; Chordata; Mammalia; Eulipotyphla; Soricidae.